AUGGCGGCCAUAAGCUCUGUUGUAGGAACUGGAAGCGUGCCCCAAAUCCAAAAUCGUAGUGGCCUUGCCCCUUUUACCCCUUUACAUACUUCCUUAUUUUCUCCAACCAGGCGUUUGCUUGAAGUUGGUGCUGGUAGGACAUCUACACAAAGUGCCAUUGAUGACAGAACUACUGUUUGUUUAUCCAAGCCUAAAUUUGACAAUGCCGGUCAGCACACGGUAAGUAAACUGGUCACCUCUCAAAGAAAUAUUGUGUGCUCUGCUUUGCCAGAAUCAUCUACUUCUACUGUUGCUGCUGAUACAAAGGAGGUAAAAACAGCUCAAAAGGCAGCUCCAGCCAAGCCUAAAGUUGCAGCGAAAGCUCCAGUCAAGCCGUUGCCUCAAAUGAUGGAGGAGGAUGUUAUCCCGCAACUGAAAGCAAUACUUGAAACUCAAGAUGAACUCUCUGACAUUGAGCUAUCUUUUCAAGACAACAAGCUGGAAGGUUUCUUUUUAAAAAAGGACAUUCGGUAUUCAUUUUGGGCCUUCUUUCCCGGUGGAGUCCUCACAGGUCCAAAAGGGUUUUCUCUGUCUUCCUAUGGCCAAGGAGCGAGUACAGUUGAGCCUUUUCUCAUUGAUGAGAAGAAAAUAACGGCAAAACAUAUUGUAUUUUGGGUUGAAAAGCGUCUAGCAGCUCAAGGAAUCAUUCCGGUGUGGAAAGACUAA
This is a messenger RNA of Prunus armeniaca (apricot), 705 nucleotides long. Lineage: Eukaryota; Viridiplantae; Streptophyta; Magnoliopsida; Rosales; Rosaceae. The record is from the annotation of a GenBank genome assembly.